AUGGUAGACUUUCAGGACAGUGAGGUGGACUGUCGGCUCUCAAACCUUCAUGAGGAGGACACUGUAGAAGUUGUCCCCACGGUGACAAGGACUGGCAGGGACAACAUGCUGCUGAGGCUGAAGAAAGGGCUGAGGGACAAUCACACCCUCACAGGACAUACCCUCACAGCCCAGGAGCUGGGUCGUGGCAGAGGUCUGGCUGUCAAGCAGACUGAGAUCCCGAGGAAGGCAUCCCACGAGCAGAUGGCUCAGGUGGUGAAAGAGGAGAUCUCAGACGACAAUGCCAAACUGCCCUUUUUCAAUGGCCGAGUCGUGUCAUGGUUGGUGUCAGCAGAUGGUUCUCACGGGGGUUCAGAUGGGGGUUCUACGUGUGCAGACAGCCAGGCAGAGCUGCCACUUCCUUUGGAGAGGAUCGGUGGCAUCGGAGACUCAAGACCCCCCUCUUUCCAUGCGAACGCUGCUGGCAGUCAGGACAACCUGGACAACGAGACAGAGAUGGAGUCGGUCGUGUUGCUACAGAGAGAGAGGGAGUGGGAGACCGACCGUGGCAGGGAGAGAGAGAGGCCGCGAUGGAAAGAGAAAGACACUCAUGACCAUGGUGGCAGGUUGAAUGGUCACACGCGUCCAGAGCGGGAGCCGCGGCGACCGGAGCUGGCGGGCUACGAGAGCUCAUCCACGCUGAUGAGUUCUGAGCUGGAGACGACAAGCUUCUUCGACUCUGAAGAUGAUGAUGCACCCAGUCGGUUCAGUGGCUCCACGGAGCAGAGCACGUCGUCGAGGCUCGUGAGACGACAUCGGCGGCGACGGCGGAAACCCAAAGCGCCACGGAUGGAGAGGUCGUCCUCUUUCAGCAGCGUCACAGAUUCCACCAUGUCACUGAACAUCAUCACUGUCACUUUAGAUAUGGAGAAGUAUAACUUCCUGGGCAUCAGCAUUGUGGGUCAGAGUAACGAGAAAGGAGAUGGAGGAAUCUACAUCGGCUCUAUCAUGAAGGGAGGGGCGGUGGCCGCCGACGGACGCAUCGAGCCUGGAGACAUGCUGCUUCAGGUGAAUGACAUUAACUUUGAGAACAUGAGCAAUGAUGAUGCAGUAAGAGUACUGAGGGAGAUUGUGCAUAAGCCAGGGUAAGGAGCAGUCUCUCACACACUGAAACCUACACGCUGAUACGUACUGAGGAUCACACAGUGAUGAUGCAGUAAGAGUACUGAGGGAGAUUGUGCAUAAGCCAGGGUAAGGAGCAGUCUCACACACUGAAACCUACACGCUGAUACGUACUGAGGAUCACACAGUGAUGAUGCAGUAAGAGUACUGAGGGAGAUUGUGCAUAAGCCAGGGUAAGGAGCAGUCUCUCACACACUGAAACCUACACGCUGAUACGUACUGAGGAUCACACAGUGAUGAUGCAGUAAGAGUACUGAGGGAGAUUGUGCAUAAGCCAGGGUAAGGUGCAGUCUCUCACACACACU
Molecule: messenger RNA, 1466 nt
Organism: Salvelinus namaycush (lake trout)
Lineage: Eukaryota; Metazoa; Chordata; Actinopteri; Salmoniformes; Salmonidae
Product: segment polarity protein dishevelled homolog DVL-3-like
Exons: 11
Coding region: 1-1128 (375 amino acids)
Biological process (GO): canonical Wnt signaling pathway
Cellular component (GO): cytosol
Molecular function (GO): frizzled binding
Source: RefSeq, a predicted model, not a curated record